Molecule: messenger RNA, 2265 nt
Organism: Chelonus insularis
Lineage: Eukaryota; Metazoa; Arthropoda; Insecta; Hymenoptera; Braconidae
Gene: Gdi
Product: GDP dissociation inhibitor
Exons: 5
Coding region: 305-1633 (442 amino acids)
Biological process (GO): small GTPase-mediated signal transduction; protein transport; vesicle-mediated transport
Cellular component (GO): cytoplasm
Molecular function (GO): Rab GDP-dissociation inhibitor activity
Source: RefSeq, a predicted model, not a curated record
UACAGUACAAUUAUUCGCAAAUAGAGGCCAUAGGCAUAUGGAAAUUUAGCGACCAGUUGGCAGUUAGCACAUUGCAUCGUAUUUCAUACAGCAAGUUGUAUUGUCUUGUGAGUUAAAUAAAUCAAUUUUAGUUAAUACCAACUUUUUACAGAGUUAUUAUUAUUGUUGCGGUGAUAUUACAAGUGCAGGAGACCAAGUAAAUUGCGGUAGUGGGGCAGGUGCAGGAGUUGAGAUAGAACGUCGAUACGAAGCAAGCGAGAAUAACGGCAUAAUUGUAAAAAAAUAGUCGAAUAAGUGAUUAGAAAUGGAUGAAGAAUAUGAUGCGAUAGUCCUUGGCACCGGCUUGAAGGAAUGUAUUCUUUCCGGUAUGCUAUCAGUGAGUGGAAAAAAAGUUCUCCAUGUCGACCGGAAUAAGUACUAUGGUGGAGAAUCAGCUUCCAUAACACCACUGGAAGAUUUUUUUACACACUUUAAAGCCCCACCACCAGACAAAAUGUACGGACGUGGUAGAGAUUGGAAUGUUGAUUUGAUUCCUAAAUUUCUCAUGGCCAACGGACUGUUGGUGAAACUUUUGAUUCAUACUGGAGUCACUAGAUACUUGGAAUUCAAAUGCAUCGAAGGAUCUUAUGUUUAUAAGUCUGGAAAAAUUUCCAAAGUACCAAUUGAUCAUCAGGAAGCUCUUUCUAGUGAUUUGAUGGGUCUAUUUGAAAAAAGAAGAUUUCGUAAUUUUCUUACUUGGGUGCAAAAUAUGCAAGAAGAUGAUCCAAAGACUUGGGACGGUUUUGAUCCUUUCACUAAUAGCAUGAGUGCACUUUAUAGCAAAUUUAGUUUGGAGGCAAAUACUCAAGAUUUCACCGGUCACGCUUUAGCACUUCACAGAAAUGAUGAAUAUAUUUCACAACCAGCUAUUAAUACGGUUAGACGUAUCAAGCUCUAUAGCGAUAGCUUAGCACGUUAUGGGAAAUCUCCGUAUCUUUAUCCUAUGUAUGGCCUUGGUGAACUACCUCAGGGCUUCGCUAGAUUAAGCGCUAUUUAUGGUGGUACCUAUAUGUUGGACAAGCCCAUAGAUGAAAUUGUUAUUAAGGAUGGCAAGGUGGUUGGUGUAAGAUCUGGCAACGAGGUUGCUUCGUGCAAACAAGUGUUUUGUGACCCUACUUAUGUACCCGACCGAGUGAAAAAAGUUGGCCAAGUUGUCCGAGCUAUUUGCCUUUUAAAUCAUCCGAUUCCAAAUACCAAUGAUGCUCUCUCUACUCAAAUAAUUAUUCCACAGAAACAAGUCAACCGAAAAUCUGAUAUUUAUGUUUCACUUGUAUCCCAUACUCAUCAAGUUGCUUCAAAAGGAUGGUUUAUUGCUAUGGUAUCAACAACCGUUGAAACUGCUAAUCCAGAAUUAGAAAUAAAGCCUGGUCUUGAUCUAUUAGGACCUAUUUCGCAAAAGUUUGUAUCUGUAUCUGAUUAUUUGGAACCCACAGAUGAUGGCCAGAAUAACCAACUUUUCAUAUCAACGAGUUACGAUGCAACGACACAUUUUGAAACAACUUGUCUAGAUGUACUUGAUAUAUUUAAACGUGCUACGGGUGAAGAGUUUGAUUUUAAUAAAGUCAAACAGGAACUUGGUGAUGAAGAUCUCUAGUAUGGUGAUUACGGUGGUGGUACUAGUGAUUGUUAAUAUAAUCUAACAGUUUAUGAGGGCUAUUGCGCAAAUAACAAUGUCGCCGCGCAGUACACAGCUUGUAAAUACAUACACAACAAAUACUAAAUGUAUGUAUAUGUUUGACGGUCAAUUUCUGCAACCAUGUCAAUGAUGAUGAUGAUUAUGAUCAUAAUUUAAUGAUAAAAAUGAUAAUGAUAAAUCUGGUAAUGUUGAAAGAUGAAUUGUUAUUUUGUGAUGGAAUUUAAGAUACUUUAUGUUUGUGGAAUAUAUAUGGAAUUUUAAUCAUCAUACUUUAUAAAUACGCAUAAAAAAUAAUUUUGAAUUAUUAAAUGUGAAUACAAAGUGGAAAGUAUAUGAGAUCAUCGUCUGCAUUUUAACAGUCUAUUAUUAAUUAUUAAGUUAAAAAUAAAAAAUUAAAAAAAUAGAAUAUACAUCCAUUAGAAGUAUAGAGAUAAUCCUAUACAGCUGCCGUGCAUUUUGAGUAGCCAAUAAUGAAAUAUUUUUAUUUUGUCAAAAAUUAUUUUAAAAAACUGAAUCUAAAUACAAUUUCUUGAUGCAUUAAUGUACUAAUAAUUAUAAUAAUAAUAAUAAAAAAAGUUGUACGAAAUAAA